Molecule: messenger RNA, 504 nt
Organism: Fraxinus pennsylvanica
Lineage: Eukaryota; Viridiplantae; Streptophyta; Magnoliopsida; Lamiales; Oleaceae
Source: the annotation of a GenBank genome assembly
AUGGGUUCCGAGAAGUCAACAAAGCACCCUCUUGUCUUCGCUUAUUAUGUGACUGGCCAUGGUUUUGGCCAUGCCACCCGUGUUGUUGAGGUUGCUCGACAUCUCAUUCUUGCUGGACAUGAUGUUCACGUGGUCACUGGUGCACCAGACUACGUUUUCACAACUGAAAUACAGUCUCCUCAUCUUUUCAUUCGCAAGGUUCUCUUAGACUGCGGCGCAAUUCAAGCAGAUGCAUUGACAGUUGAUCGCCGUGCUUCACUGGAGAAGUAUUGUGAGACAGCCGUAGUUCCUCGUGAUUCUAUUUUAGCGAAGGAAGUCGAGUGGCUGAAAUCCAUCAAGGCGGAUUUAGUGGCCUCAGAUGUUGUUCCAGUUGCUUGUCGAGCAGCAGCUGAUGCUGGAAUUCGCUCUGUUUGUGUCGGCAAUUUCAGUUGGGACACCAUCUACGCAGAAUAUGUAAUGGUAGCUGAAUAUCAUAUGCAUUCAAUAGUGCGGCAGGUGAUAUAG